AUGGGCAACAAGGCUGCGAAGGCAAUCGGAACCCUAACUUCGUUCACCUGUGAAAUUUGCGAUGAACGGUCACUGUCAACUCAGAAGUUUCGCCAUGGCAAUUCGUAUGCAUAUGUUCACAAUAUUUGCACUAAGUGCAUCGGCCGUCACAUCAAAGCAAGAGUCGAAGGGUAUAAUACAGAGAUAAAAUGCCCUAAAUUGAGCUGCCGGAGAAAACUAGACCCGCUCGAAUGCCGGGAGAUAAUCUCGCCGGAGCUCUUUGUAAAACUGUGCGACAGCGUCUGCAGUUCGGCGGUCUCCGGCAAGAAAAGUGCUACUGCCCUCACCGGGAUGCGCUGA
Molecule: messenger RNA, 339 nt
Organism: Erythranthe guttata (spotted monkey flower)
Lineage: Eukaryota; Viridiplantae; Streptophyta; Magnoliopsida; Lamiales; Phrymaceae
Source: RefSeq, a predicted model, not a curated record